This is a messenger RNA of Menidia menidia (Atlantic silverside), 3177 nucleotides long. NCBI's taxonomy places the organism in Eukaryota, Metazoa, Chordata, Actinopteri, Atheriniformes, Atherinopsidae. The record is from the annotation of a GenBank genome assembly.
AUGGUGCCGACCCAACUUGACAGAGACGAGGACAGAGUGGACUGUUCAGAGGCAGACACAUCUCCUGCCAGACACAGGCUGGCGGACGCGGCCAUGGCGUUCACCUUUGCGGCCUUCUGCUACAUGCUCACCUUGGUGCUGUGCGCUGGCCUCAUCUUCAUCGUCAUAUGGCAGAUCAUUGCAUUUGAUGAACUCCGCACAGACUUCAAAAACCCCAUUGAUCAGAGCAAUCCAACCAGAGCGAGGGAGAGGAUCCUCAACAUCGAAAGGAUCUGCAACCUGCUUCGCAGAUUGGUGGUCCCGGAGUACUCCAUCCACGGGCUCUUCUGCCUGAUGUUCAUGUGCGCUGGAGAAUGGGUCACACUUGGCCUAAAUAUCCCGCUACUCCUCUACCAUCUGUGGAGGUUUUUUCAUCGGCCAGCUGACGGAUCAGAGGUGAUGUACGAUCCUGUCAGCGUGAUGAAUGCCGACAUCCUCAACUACUGUCAGAAGGAGUCCUGGUGUAAGAUGGGCUUUUAUUUGGUCUCUUUCUUCUAUUAUCUCUAUAGUAUGGUCCUCGCCCUGGUGAGCUUCUAAUAACUUCUAACUUCUGAAGACAUGAAACAAAGGAUCAUAAAGAAAGACAAAGAAACGACCAAAUGGAGAAAAACUUUUCUCAUCUCCUUGCACCCUUAUUUUCUCUAGCUUUGGUUUUUGGCGUCUCACUUGGACAAAUUAAGACCAAUCAGAGUGAAUGUGAGUGUGAUGGUCUUGCCUGGGCAUUUCAUCCUAUAUACUGCUGUUGGACAUUUGGACAGAGUUUCAAAGAACUGAAAAUAAACAAAAUGAGGAUGCUGGUUGAGAUGCCUUUGACCUAUUGUACAACUAAACAAUACUUCUGAAGGGCUGGAUUUUCCCCUUGCUGCUCUUACUGAUCCAGUCACUCAACUCACUGUGAAUCUCCAAACACUUCGGGGCUGGAAAAGAAAAUGUGCAUUCAUUGAUUUUGAAAAAAAAAAAAAAAGUAUUAAAAGCAGGCUUAUUUAGGUGUUAUUCUGUGUAUUUCAGGCACCUUAAACAACAAACCAUCAACCAUUCAGAUUGUGUUACAGGUGCAUUUAAAUGAAAGGAAACUGUCAUGUUAGAAAUACAGAAGGCCUGGCAAAGACACGGUGAGCCGCACAGACACUUUUAGGCAGAAUGGUGAUGAAACAAAGACCAACACUUGCCAGCCUCCACAAAAAAUAGAGACAAUUCUGAACCUUAAAAGCAAAAUCUAGCUACAAAAGAUGAAUCCGUCUGUAAGGGUCAAUGCUUUCAUUGUUCAUUCGAAACAGGUAUAUCUGUAGCUGUAAGGACAUAUUUACUGCUUCAAGCUAGAUUAGUUUAAUGUUUUCAUAAUGGGUUUACUGCUCCAAUACUGAUGCCAAAACUUCAUCGCUGAGCACUGUGCCAAAUCUAAAAAGCUAAAAGUUGAUGAGCAUCUGAUGAAUACGUUUAUUCAUUUUGGCAUUAUAUAUAUAUAUAUACUUUUUUUUUUGGUUUGCUUUAAAAGGAAUUGUCGGAGAGGCUGGUUCAGUUGUAUAAUCAGUGUGCAGGAAGAGCCUUAUUCCUUUUUCAAGUGACGUUUACUCUUACUAAUCUGCAUCUAUACUAUAGUCAUUUUAGCAAAGCAGCUUUCCUCUGAUCUGAAGUAGAAUAGAGUUCUCAUGUACAAAAAGCAAUCAACAGAAAACUAGCAAUGUUACAUGAUUUACAACACAUAUUGAUGGUGUGUUAUUCAGUGUUUAUAAUGCCAUUUAGUGGGAUACAAGACACAAGAGGAGACAAUGAUGACUCUUUGACGAUGUUUCAGUCAUUUCAGGAGUGUGAAAAAUGUAGACGAGUCAACUCCAUACUUCUACAAUCAUGUUGAUUCAGAGGCUGCAGAUGACGGAGAAUGAGGUUUCUGGCGACCAGCAAAGCCUUUCCUCAGCUGGCGCUGUUUCUCCCGACAUGUGUUCAUUAGUUCGAUGUAUUUGUAGGUGUGAAGGUUGAAAUGUGGGACUUCCGUUUGGAAAACAGUAACUCCAGUAGCCUGAGAACGAACUGUGAUGUUUGUGUCAUUAGCCAGCUCCAUAUUUGGGAAACCGGAACAGUAAAAAAAAAAAACGUCUGCCAGCACAACAGACUGAAGAAGGUUCUGAUUCAGAUUUCUAUCCUAUAGCUAAACUUCACAACUUCACAACUAAAGGUGAACUAUCACAUUGUUAUCUUUUCUUAGGACAAUGUGUCAGCAUGAAUUUAGAUAAUUGUCAUUACUAUUAUGAAUGCCGAUGGCAGCAUUUUACAAUUUAGUCCAUUAGUUGUAAAAGCAUCAUCAAUGCAGUAUAACCUUCAAUGGUUUCCUCUGAAGUGCUUCAAGGUGCAGGAGGAAAACGGGGCUCACACCAGCGUAGAUGGUGUGUUACCCACAGUACGUUCAAUUUAACAACCCAAACUUGCUCAAUAUCAACAUGUGACAACUUAUUUUUUCACUUCCUGCUUAUAGGAUUUGAGAAAACCUUACAAAACACAGUACCUUCACCUGGUUAGACUUCAAAACAACUUGCUAAUAGAAUAAUUGGAUUGAGUCUUUCUGUAUUUAGGGCAUUUGGUGGAAAGAGCAAAGAUCUCUCCACCAAAAUAAAAAGUUCCGGAGCAAAAACAGAAAAAAUUAUAUCCUCUGCGAGGGUAACUUCACAGCAGUUAGGGUCGUGUCAAUGUGGCAUCACCAGAGGAACGGAGGCCUAUAAUGUCAGACACAAUCCAUGUCAUGAGACAAGGCUGCUUGAUUUGAGAGCAGCUUUCAAAGGCUCUUACUGUUUCUGAAGAGAAAGUAGGCAGAACAUGUUGUGCCAAAUGAUGUUCACACAGAGCAAUCACAGAAACUUCAAAACUCUGCCAACAAUGUGAGAGCGUUGAGUCUGGACAAUCACUAUCAAAAGCACAGGAACCCGAGGAAAGGAGAGGAACAAAAAACUACGAUGAAUGUCAAUAUCGUCGCUCUAAAUAAGGCGUUUUGAAAACAAAAAAGUUUACUGUAUCUAUUUGUAUCUGUCUUUUAUACAUUUCUCAUCAAUAUAUGCUACAGCAAACUUUGUGGAUUACUUAUCUAUUAGGUUCCAUUAUGAUGUGCAGCUAUUUAUUUGCCGUAUUCUAAUAAAAGAUGUAAUGCCA